GAGCCAAACUGUAGUUGUAUGAAUAUUGUUGAGAUCUCGCCCAGCUAUUACAAUGCCAGCUGUACUGUUAGUAUUGGUGCUUCUUGGAGCAUUAUGCAGUCCGGGACGGGCGAUGUCUCAGGAUGAAAAGAGCAAAUUGAGGAACCAAGUGGUUGAGAUGUUUGACCAUGCAUAUCAGAAUUAUAUGGACCAUGCUUACCCAGCAGAUGAGCUGAUGCCAUUAACAUGCAGAGGGAGAGUACGUGGGCUUGAACCCAGUCGAGGUGAUGUAGACGACGCUCUGGGAAAGUUCUCUCUAACCCUCAUCGACACGCUGGAUACUCUGGUGCUUUUGAACAAGACAACAGAGUUUGAGGCUGCAGUGAGGAGAGUGCUGAAGGAUGUGAGACUGGACAAUGACAUUGUGGUGUCAGUCUUUGAAACCAAUAUUCGAGUCCUUGGAGGUCUUUUGGGAGGCCACUCCAUGGCUGUGAUGCUGAAGGAUGGAGGACAAAGCAUGCAGUGGUACCAGGAUGAACUCUUGCACAUGGCCAAAGAUAUUGGUCUCCGACUGCUGCCAGCCUUCAACACCAGCAGUGGCCUGCCUUAUCCCAGGGUGAACUUGAAAUAUGGUGUCAGGGGUCCUGAAACGAGAACAGGCACGGAAACAGAAACCUGUACCGCCUGUGCAGGAACCAUCAUCCUGGAGUUCGCUGCCUUAAGUCGCUUCACUGGUGAUCCUGUCUUUGAGGCUCAUGCCCGGAGAGCCCUGGACUUUCUGUGGGAGAAGAGACAAAGAAACAGCAACCUGGUUGGAACCACCAUCAACAUCCACUCUGGAGAGUGGGUCCGCAGGGAUAGCGGAGUUGGAGCGGGGAUUGACUCAUACUAUGAAUACCUGCUGAAGGCCUAUGUCCUCUUGGGGGAUGAUCAGUUUCUGCAGCGGUUCAAUAUUCACUAUGCAUCUAUAAUGAAGUACAUCAGUCAGCCUCCGCUGCUGCUGGAUGUCCACAUCCACAAACCUCUCCUCCCCGCUCGAACCUGGAUGGAUUCUCUACUCGCCUUUUUCCCUGGACUGCAGGUGUUGAAAGGAGACAUUCGUCCUGCCAUCGAGACUCAUGAGAUGCUGUAUCAAGUUACAAAGAAACACAACUUCCUCCCAGAGGCUUUCACUACUGAUUUCAGGGUACACUGGGCCCAACAUCCCCUGAGGCCAGAGUUUGCAGAGAGCACCUAUUUCCUUUACAAGGCCACGGGAGACCCGUAUUACCUGGAAGCAGGUCGCACCAUCCUGGACAACCUCAACCGCUUUGCUCGUGUGCCCUGCGGCUUCGCAGCAAUGAAGGAUGUACGCACGGGGAGUCAUGAAGACAGAAUGGACUCGUUCUUCCUUGCUGAGAUGUUUAAAUACCUCUUCCUGCUGUUUGCUGAUGCCGAAGACUUGCCAUUUGAUGUGGAGGACUAUGUAUUCACAACCGAGGCACACCUGCUGCCCCUGUCCCUCUCUACAGCCCCUCACUCUUCAUCUAUUCCCUUGAACAAAACGUCAGAAGAAGAGCUCGAUGACACUAACUUUGAUUGGACAUGCCCGAACACUCGCCUCCUGUUUCCUGACCCCGCCUUCCCUCGUAACCUGAGAGAGCCGAUUCGCAGCGUUGUGGACAAGAGCUGUCCCCGUCCCGCUCCCAACCGGGAGCCCGGUAUGGGCCGUCCUCCUCUGAGGGCUCAGGACUUCAUGGCUAACAACCCUGAACAUCUGGAGCUGUUACGAAGGAUGGGAGUCAGCCUAAUCCACCUGAAAGAUGGCAGGGUGCAGCUGGUCCAGCAUGCUACACAGGCUAUAAGUGCAGUUGCAGCAGAGGACGGUGUACGUUUCAUGCAAGAAAUGAUGGAGCUGUCCAGCCAGCAGCAGAAAGAGCAGCUGCCUCCACGGGCUAUUCAGAUCGUCUCACAUCCAUUCUUUGGCAGAGUUGUGCUGACUGCUGGCCCGGCACAGUUUGGCACAGACCUGUCCAAAAGUUCCACAGGGGUACGAGGCUUUGUGACCGUGGCUGAACCCUACAGCGGCUGUUCUGAGAUCACAAAUGCUGAGUACGUUCGGGGCCACAUCGCUCUGCUUCAGAGAGGUCAGUGUAUGUUUGCAGAGAAGGCCAGAAACAUCCAGAAGGCUGGCGCCAUCGGAGGCAUAGUCAUCGACGACAACGAGGGCAGCAGCAGUGACACCGCUCCGCUGUUUCAGAUGGCAGGAGAUGGCCGCAACACAGAAGACAUCACCUUACCUAUUCUCUUCCUCUUCCACAAGGAGGGCAACAUCCUGUUGGAGGCACUGAAGGAGUACAGGGAGGUGGAGGUGCUGUUGAGCGACAAAGCCAGGGACAGAGCAGCCAUAUUCAAAGGUAAACCUCUUCCAGGCAGCCUGAUUGAGGGCAGUGUGGUUGUGCCGGAAGCAAAGGAGGACCGUGUAACUGAGGCAACUACUCCCACAUCUUUCGAACCUAUCAGCCAAUCCCAAAUGAGCACACUGGAGCUGGACGAACUGGCUGUGGAGGAGGUUACUCCAUCGCAGGAGGAAGUCAGCGCUGUAGAAGAAGAAACUAGUCCUGCAGAAGAAGUUACAUCACCAGAGGAAGAAGUCAGUCCAACGGAGGAAGAGGCUGAUGUGGUUCAGCCCAUUGAGGAGAGAGACUCUGAGGAAGGAGAGGAGUCCAAGGGCGACACAGACUCAAACAGCCAGUCGGUGGAACAACUUCUUGCUGAUUGGCGGGAAGACCUAGAGGCAUUCAAGCAGAUGGAGAAAGAUGAGCUCUGACAGCUGUUUGGUACGAUGUGACCUGUGACUACAGGUUCGAUCCUGCUCUCAGGCGAGCAUGGUGGGAACACGUCUUCUCAACAGCCUCAGUGUGAUGAAAGAGGCUCUGUAGGUGUCUUUCACGUGCCAAGAAAGCCCACUUACUGUAUCUCUGGACCAUAAGGGAGUCCUUUUCAGCCUGGUAGAUUACGACUGAGAGACCAGGGUUCUUACCUCACUUUCUCAUACAGUUUCUGUUUAUCUGUCAUGAUAAAAUGAAUGAAAUGGACCAGACUGGUUGCAACAGCCUCUCAGUUUCCACACUCAUCUCAUUUUGUUCUUUCAGUGCAUUUCUGUCUCCUUUUACUCAACUCAAUGCUGGUCCAAAAACUAUGUUCUAACUAAUUAAUCCAUCGACCAAUUAAUUUUAUUUAAAUGUGAUUAUUAUUUGUGAUGAGACAUGUACUGUCAUCAUGGUCUUCGGCUUGAUCAUAUCAUAUGUACACAAUGAUUUGUGCUGAGGAGUGGUUCAUAUGGGGAAUACACUGCAGGAUCUUUUAAUGGCUUUAUGGAGGACACACUCAACACCAAACUCUCUAUGUGGAGGUUAUAUGAAGUCAGUGUAAAUAUGUAUUUGUCAAGAUAUAUUGACUGAACCUAUGAAGUGCUGCUUUGCUCAGGAUCUGGUCCAAACCCAUAGACUACAACCUCUGGACCACAACGGGUGGAGCAGACACACCCUCAGCAGUCCUAUGAGAUGGAGCACACAUCUGCAGGCGGCCACAGGAGGGCGCUGUGUGAUCUGUCUGUCAUGAUAAGCUGCUGACUGAUAGGAAGGUGGAGGAAUAAGCCAACAAGUUAACAUAAUGAAUUAAAAUAAACGUCGAUAGGGGAAA
Molecule: messenger RNA, 3663 nt
Organism: Cheilinus undulatus (humphead wrasse)
Lineage: Eukaryota; Metazoa; Chordata; Actinopteri; Labriformes; Labridae
Gene: edem3
Product: ER degradation enhancer, mannosidase alpha-like 3
Exons: 21
Coding region: 53-2788 (911 amino acids)
Biological process (GO): mannose trimming involved in glycoprotein ERAD pathway; carbohydrate metabolic process; endoplasmic reticulum mannose trimming
Cellular component (GO): membrane; endoplasmic reticulum
Molecular function (GO): calcium ion binding; mannosyl-oligosaccharide 1,2-alpha-mannosidase activity
Source: RefSeq, a predicted model, not a curated record